UUGUCCUUAGCCGCGGAGGUUUGGACCCGCCACAGAGGAUUUUCCUUGGGUGCAACAUCACCUCUUCCCGCCCACGCCGCUCUUAUCUACUGUGUAUUGCGCCAGGUGCGUAUAUUAUACUCCAAUAAUCGCAUAGCGUAUAAAGACGCUGAAUCCGGCGGCGACGGAAUCUUUCUACUCAAAGGAAUAUACCUGGAAGGAUUGCAUUUCGCUGAGUGCUCUGUGGACUUCAAGCUUGUGGUCGUUGUUUAGCGCUCCAUGCCAGUGUUUACCUCUUGCGCCUUGAUCGCUCCGAGAGUCAUCCGGUGAUUAUAUUAGGACAAUCCCCAAUAACAGCCACCCAUGUCCGCGGAUUUGUUCGCAGAAUUUGGUACUGGUAUCAGUCCCAACCAGACUUCAGAAACUAUAAGCCAGCGGCCUACGAGACACCAAUCAACUUCUCUGGUCCCCGACCUGGACUUCUUUGAUGAUACGCCCUCGUCACCAUUCUCAAAUCAAGCAGGCCAGUCCGCUGCAGCAGGCUCACAAUGGCAAAGCCCAUCCUGGAGCAUGUCACCUGUGCCAGGGCUAGCACAGCAGUAUAGUGUUAAUGAUGUGCUUUUUGAUGCCACUCUUGAGACUUCCUCAUACGAUGAAACCGAAGACUGGGGCGAGUUCGAAACGGCAGACGUGUCUAAUCAACGCGCACCUGUAGAGGAACAAAGAAUCAAGGCCUCAGUUUCUGCGUCACGUCCGACGAAAGCUCAAGAGGCCUUUGAUCUGCUAGACUCACUGUCGCUUGACGACAAACCGUCUGCACCCGGCAAGCCGACCGGGGCAACACAGCCGAAAGUCAACACUCAGAAGUUGCACAAAGUAUCGCCGUCCGCAAUACCGUCAUUGCCUAUUGAAGAUGAUGACCCUUUCGAGGAGUGGGGUGACUUUGUGGAUGGGCCAGCUACAAAUCAAAGUCAAAGGCAGGACUUAAAGGCACCAGUGUCAUCGACACAAUCUAGAUCUGUCCCGGGCAGACCAAAAGUCCUACCUGCUACAACUAGUACUGCGCAUACCAGCGCAAACUUUACAGCCUCCAGUCCCGCCGUUGCUGCAGAACAGGUUCGCCCAAUCAACAUUCCACCACCAUCAGUGUUGUUGGAGCUGUUCCCUCAAUUGUUUGAGCAACUCCGACUUGAAGCCAUGGACGCGAGGAAGGAUAUGCAGCACAGCGAUAAAGUCGAACGUGCAGCGUGGGUAAUUCGGAAUACGCUCAAGACUGCGGCUCGAGUAGUUGCGGGCCGUACCUUGCGCUGGAAAAGAGACAAGAUCCUGAGUCAAAGUAUGAGGAUUGGCCCUGCAGGAAAGCCUGGCGGGAUGAAACUCAAUGCGGUCAACAAGAACGAGGAUGUCAAGGAGCAGCAAGAGGCUGUAGAUGUGCUCACCAUGUGGCGUGACAGGGCGGCGCUUUACAACUCGGUCAUUCAGGCUUCGGGAAAUCGCCCGGUUCCUAUCAUACAGGAGAAUGCUCGGGCAAUGACGCUCAGCGCCGAUCGGGGUGCACAUAAAUCAUCACAUGCUUGUGCUCUCUGCGGAUUGAAACGAGAUGAACGGUUGCCUAAGGUCGAUGAAAAUGUGGAGGAUAGCUUUGGCGAGUGGUGGACCGAACACUGGGGUCACACCGACUGCCGGCAAUUCUGGGAGAAUAACAAGGCUCUGCUGGGUCAACGAUGAAUGUAUAAAUGAACACCAAAGUUGAAAUACUGUUGGAUAAAGGGCCAAUUCCACCGGCCGCACAGACGCUCCAAUGAAGGUCAGCAAUCUGUCACUGGGUCUAUAUACGAGGGAAGGUGCAUGUGGCACACAUCACGCAUCUGUCUUCAGAGGCAAAGUGUAUAAUGGUUCAAAGGUCGGACAUGCCUAUCGGGUUCACAUCACGAGACAUGGAGAGCUUUGACAAGACACAAACCAGGUAUGCCCGUAUGUGGCUUGUCUAUAUUGUACCUAUAGUAUCUGAUUGUCCUCG
Molecule: messenger RNA, 1999 nt
Organism: Aspergillus saccharolyticus JOP 1030-1
Lineage: Eukaryota; Fungi; Ascomycota; Eurotiomycetes; Eurotiales; Aspergillaceae
Exons: 1
Coding region: 343-1707 (454 amino acids)
Source: RefSeq, a predicted model, not a curated record